AUGGACGCGCUAUUUCUGGCACGGACGCAACUCGCAGAUGUUGCUUUUAGGCUCCUGUUGCAGCUGCUUACUUUGUUAGAGCCAACGAGGGCAUGGCACGACCUGGAUAACACCGAUUAUGACUGCUGGCCGCUGGAGAAACCCGAUGAAUUCAACAUGAUAGACUGUGGAGGUCUGGAAAUGUUAUGGGUACAAAGACCUCCAGAAAAAAUAAUCAGUAAUGUGGAAUUUAAUGUAACCUAUGCUAUAACUGCAUCAGAUGACUUCUACCAUUAUGCAGUAAACAAUGGUAUCCUUUCUCGCAGUGAUGUAAUGGAUGCUGCCUCUGCAAAGACAUUCUGUGAACACCAGGAAUGUCCUUCUAACUGGAAAGAUGCAAACUCUGAGAACUGCUGUAUUCACCAUGCAAACAUUCACUCUUGUCCAAUGGCUUUUAUGACUACGAAAAGCAUUUGUGGACCAUGGAUCCCAGAUGAUGGGCAGAUAUUCACCCAUACCAUAUCCACAGCCGGCAAGAUAACUCAGAUAAACUGGACGGCUAAGGUAGUUCUGUUCCACGUGGGGGUGACAUCUCUUAUAGCUCAUAUCAGGGUUGGAAACAUGCAAGCUGCUCUGGAAGCCAAAUCCACCGUAAUACCUGCAGUAGUGUGUGGAGAUGGAGAAUGUGAAGAAGAUGAAAACUGUGCCACUUGUCCUGCUGACUGUGGUGUAUGUCCCAUGACAGCAGCUGUAAAGACUGCAAUUGGAGUACCCUUGUCAGCACUGUCUGCUGGAUUUAUUCUCAUAAUAGUGUGUUUUCAGUAUCAGAAACAAAAAUUGUUUUGGGAUGAGAGCUGGAUCAUUGACUUCAGUCAUAUAAAGCCAGAUCAUAAUGCAAGAAACGUCAUGGCAAGCAUGCUUAGUGUGCCACCAACAGCCAGCGAUUCCAGCACCAGUUGUAUUACUGCCCUCAGCUCUUGUAAUGCAACAGUGAACCCAUCCAGAAAGCAAUACUUUAUUCAAACUGGAAUAUAUGAUGGACGGAUAGUAGCCAUUAAGAAAAUAAAAAAGAAGACUUUUACGCUUUCCAAGACUAUACGCAAAGAAGUAAAGCAAAUAAGGGAACUGGAUCAUCCAAACUUAUGCAGGUUUAUUGGAGGGUGCAUUGAGGUGCCAAAUGUUGCCAUUAUCACAGAAUACUGUCCUAAAGGAAGUCUGAACGAUGUUCUCCUUAAUGAUGAUAUCCCCCUCAACUGGGGAUUCAGGUUUUCAUUUGCAACAGACAUUGCACGGGGCAUGUCCUAUCUUCAUCAGCAUAAAAUUCACCAUGGAAGGUUAAAAUCUACUAAUUGUAUUAUAGAUGAUCGCUGGGUUUGUAAGGUCACAGAUUAUUACUUGCCAACAUACAGAAAGGAAGACUUUGCCGAUGCUCCCACUGCAUAUCAGCAACAUGUGCUACAGCUGUACCUUCCUCCCGAGGCCCAAAUGAAGCUGGAUUUUGAACCUACUGCAGCAGGAGAUGUGUACAGCUUUGCUAUCAUUCUGCUUGAAAUUGCAACAAGAAGUGAUCCAGUGCCUAGAGAUGACAAUAAUCCUCUUGAGUGUUCCUGGUGCCCUCCUUUGCCAGAGCUGAUCACUGGAAAAUCAGAAAACACCUGUCCAUGUCCUGGAGAAUAUGUUCAGUUAAUUCUAAGGUGCCGGACCAGUAAGCCUAUUCAGAGGCCAACAUUUGAGCAAAUCAAGAAGUUCCUGUAUAAGAUGAAUCCAUGCAAGGUUAGCCCCGUGGACAUGAUGAUGACACUUAUGGAAAAGUACAGCAAACAUCUGGAGGCACUUGUAGCUGAAAGGACCCAGGACUUGAUGUAUGAAAAGCAAAAAACUGACCGCCUGCUCUACAGUAUGCUACCAAGACAAGUAGCUGAUGACCUGAGGCAAGGAAAGCCAUCACCAGCUCAAAGUUUCAUCAGUGCUACUGUAUUUUUCAGUGACAUUGUUGGCUUCACUCAGCUCUCCGGCACCAGUACACCUUACCAAGUUAUUGACUUCCUCAACAAACUCUAUACCACCUUUGAUGAGAUUAUAGACAACUAUGAUGUGUAUAAAGUGGAGACAAUAGGGGAUGCAUAUAUGGUUGUUUCCGGGGUGCCAAAGGAAAAUGGCAUCCUCCAUGUGAGUGAAAUAGCAAGCAUGGCACUGGAUCUUGUAGCUGUGUGCAAAACAUUUGGAAUUCCACACAAGCCCAAUACUCAGCUAAGGAUACGAGCAGGAAUCCAUUCAGGUAUUUGA
Protopterus annectens (West African lungfish) is the source of this 2265-nucleotide messenger RNA. Its product is annotated as atrial natriuretic peptide receptor 1-like. Bases 1 to 2265 code for a protein of 754 amino acids. The transcript has 22 exons. The record is from RefSeq and is a predicted model, not a curated record. Gene Ontology annotation, biological process: intracellular signal transduction; protein phosphorylation; cGMP biosynthetic process. Lineage: Eukaryota; Metazoa; Chordata; Ceratodontiformes; Protopteridae. Gene Ontology annotation, molecular function: ATP binding; guanylate cyclase activity; peptide receptor activity.